AUGGAAGAACAACAUUUAAGAGAUAUUGAAUUUGAAAAAAUAAAUCACAUAUACCAUGAAUGUUUGGAGUAUUUGAAGUGUUACAGCGAUUUUAAUGAAAGUGAAGCAGAUGACGCUGAUUACGAGAGUAUAAACGAAAGAAAAUAUGAAGUUGAAAGAAAAGAAAAGGUUGAGACAGGCUAUAGUGAUAAAGAGAAUGGUGAAGAAUUUUACAAGAAAGAUAUUAAUAGUCAUAAAAUCAGCGAAAACCAUAAAAUAUGUUAUAAAGUUAUUAACGAGUUGAAAUCCAAUGAAAGCUUAAAUUCGUUACCGGGUGAAACAAAAUCGGAAAGAUUGCGUCGCCUGUCAAAGCAAUUACCGAAGAUAAUAAUAACGCAAAGCAAUUCUAGUUUAGAGAAACAGGAAGAAGAAAGGCAUUUUGUGCCAAUUAAUAACAAUUUCGAGAAAUCGCUACCAAAAAAAACAGCGCCAUCUCUGCGUAACAGACGGCAAUGUGAAUUCCCAAAGCGGCUAGUCUCUAAGAAUGGAAUGGAAAAUGUCGCUUUGAUUUCCAACGUUCCUUUUGAGAAGAUACGUUUACUGAAUGAUACUUUUCAUACUCUGAUUAACCUCCGAUGGCGAUGGAUAGUGAUGGGCACAGUUUGCUUGCACUUUGCAAUCUGGCUGGUCUUCGCUGUGUUCUGGUACAUCACUGCGCUAGCUCAUUACGAUUUCGAGCCGGAACCACCUCAGAGACCCUGCGUGACUGGUGGCAAGGAUUUUGUGACUAUUUUCUUGGCUUCCGUUGAAGCGCAGACAACUAUCGGUUUUGGAGAUCGAGCAAUUGACGAAGAAUGUCCGGAGUCUAUUUUUCUAUUUGUAAUGCAGCUUAUUUUGGGCACGGGACUCUCUGGGGUACUAACUUGCGUGGUGUAUGCUAAACUAACUCGUCCGGAAAAACUGUCAAGAGAUGGCGUUGGUUUCAGUAAAAAGGCUGUGAUCAGUAUGCGCGAUGGUCGUUUAUGUUUGAUGAUUCGAGUUUGGGACCUGAACUAUGAUCAUAUCAUCUGCUCGGACUUUACUGCUCACUACAUUCACACUCGAAGAACGAAAGAAGGAGAGGUCGUCAGGUACUACGCGGAAUCUCUGAAGCUGCAUCAGCGCCAGUUCCUCUUGUGGCCAGUGACACUUCUUCACGUCAUUGACUCCGACAGUCCUCUUUAUAAGUACACACCGAAACACUUUGCUGAAAACAGUUAUGAAAUAACAAUUAGCUUGAAGGGCGCUUCUGCAUCAAUGGGUACCUUCACGCAAAGUCAGAGUUCGUAUUUACCUCGUGAAGUGAUGUGGGGAUAUAAAUUCCCAUCUGUUGUGAGAUAUGAUACGAAGAAACAAAAAUACGUGAUAGAACAUAACAAACUGGACACAAUUGAGCAAGUCGACACACCCUUAUGCAGUAGUUACGAAUUGGAUAGUUUGACCCCUUCAUCACGCCUAAAGGCAGAACGUCCAGGUACACCAGGCAGCUUCAGCGAGAAGAUAUCCACUUUUCAUCUAAAGAGAUCCUCUUCAUUUAAGAAAAAGAAGCUGUGA
This is a messenger RNA of Leptosia nina, 1572 nucleotides long. The record is from the annotation of a GenBank genome assembly. NCBI's taxonomy places the organism in Eukaryota, Metazoa, Arthropoda, Insecta, Lepidoptera, Pieridae.